Molecule: messenger RNA, 738 nt
Organism: Tetrahymena thermophila SB210
Lineage: Eukaryota; Ciliophora; Oligohymenophorea; Hymenostomatida; Tetrahymenidae
Product: serine protease
Exons: 3
Source: RefSeq, a predicted model, not a curated record
AUGAAUAUAUUUAAAUUUAUUUUAAAUCUGUUUAUCUUCACCUCACUAAUUUUAGGGUAGUAAAAAUCUUUAAAUAACUAAUAAUGUGAUUAAUCUUGUAGCAGCUGUUCUCAAGAUUAGAUUUCAGAAUGUUUAUCAUGCAAAGCAAAUUAUUUCUACUUAAACGAGUAAUAUUAAUGCUUAAACAAAUGUCCACAAGGAACUUACUUAGAUUCUAAUUUGAAUUAAUGCCUAUAGUGUGCUAGCUAAUUUUGUAGUUUAUGCUCAAGUACUUAAUGCCUAUAAUGUAGUGACGGUUAUUCUCUAGAUCCAAAUAACUCUCAAAAUUGCAUAUCGAAAUGUGGUUAGGAAGGAUAAAUCUAAGAUGAAUAGGGUUAGUGCGGUUACAGUUGCAAAUAAAGUUAGAUAUAUAACAUUGAAUACUCAUCAUUUAGUUGUUAAAAAAAAAUAUUAUGCCCAUAAACUUAAGUCACUCCUCAAGCUCAAAUCUAAAAUUCUAUUGCUUCUUAUUUAAUAGAUAGUACAAUGACUACUCUUACAUUGAUUGAUAUUUAAGGAAAUGUAGUCCUAUAUAGUUAUCCUUUUCUUUAAGUAGAAAAAUAAUAUACAUUGAAUAUAACUACUUACGAGGUAUUUCCUAUUUUUUUUACUAAAUUGAAAAAUCAUCUUUUAAAAAAAUAAGUAGAACUAAAAAAAAGUUAUUUCUUUUACAAUGAAAUUUUAUUAUUAAAUAUAUGA